Molecule: messenger RNA, 2464 nt
Organism: Cinclus cinclus
Lineage: Eukaryota; Metazoa; Chordata; Aves; Passeriformes; Cinclidae
Gene: PA2G4
Product: proliferation-associated 2G4
Exons: 12
Coding region: 144-1196 (350 amino acids)
Source: RefSeq, a predicted model, not a curated record
GACUGGGAAAAUCUUCAAGAAGGAAAAGGAAAUGAAGAAAGGUGUGAAGGAUCUCGUUCCUGGAUGAGGAAUUCCUUGCUGUUCCCUGAUUUUUACCCAAAUCCUCCUCCCUGCUGCGCCUCAAUCUCCAUGGAUCCAUUGGAAUGAUGUGGGAGGGUGACUCUGGAGGGUCUAGGACACAGAUUUGUCACCAAAUUCCCAUCCUGAGGGUGCUGGAAGUAGCUUUAGGAAUCGCCUUCCCCACGAGUAUAUCCGUAAAUAACUGUGUGUGUCACUUCUCCCCGCUCAAGAGUGACCAGGAUUACAUCCUCAAGGACGGGGAUUUGGUCAAAAUCGACCUGGGCGUGCACGUGGACGGCUUCAUCGCCAACGUGGCGCACACCUUCGUGCUCGGCGCCUCCAAGGAAAAUCCCGUGUCCGGCCGCAAAGCCGAUGUCAUCAAGGCAGCUCACCUGUGUGCCGAGGCUGCCCUGCGCCUGGUGAAACCCGGGAACCAGAACACACAAGUGACCGAGGCCUGGAAUAAAAUCGCCCACGCGUUCCACUGCACACCCAUUGAAGGGAUGUUGUCACACCAGCUGAAGCAGCAUGUGAUCGACGGAGAGAAAACCAUCAUCCAGAAUCCCUCGGACCAGCAGAAGAAGGACCACGAAAAAGCUGAAUUCGAGGUACACGAAGUCUACGCCGUCGACGUCCUCGUCAGCAGCGGCGAGGGAAAGGCCAAGGAUGCGGGGCAGAGAACCACGAUUUACAAGCGGGAUCCCUCCAAGCAGUACGGGCUGAAGAUGAAAACCUCACGCGCCUUCUUCAGCGAGGUGGAGCGGCGCUUCGACACCAUGCCCUUCACCCUGAGGGCGCUGGAGGAUGAGAAGAAGGCGCGCAUGGGGGUGGUGGAGUGUGCCAAGCACGAGCUGCUGCAACCAUUCAACGUCCUGUACGAGAAGGAAGGUGAGUUCGUGGCCCAGUUCAAGUUCACGGUGCUUCUGAUGCCCAAUGGCCCCAUGAGGAUCACGAGCGGCCCCUUUGAGCCCGAGCUCUACAAAUCCGACCUGGAGGUGCAGGAUGGGGAGCUCAAGGCCCUUCUACAAAGCUCUGCCAGCCGGAAGACCCAGAAAAAGAAGAAAAAGAAGGCUUCCAAAAAUGCAGAAAACGCCACCACGGGGGAGACAGCAGAGGAGAACGAGGCUGGUGACUGAGAAUCCUUGGAGUUCUCAAAUCACCCCUUUUUCCCCCAAAAAAAAACCCCCACAAAAAACAAAAUUCCAUCCGGAAAUGAAAAUAAUCUGGCACCGGUGUUGGUCCAGGCAGUCUGGAAUUCCCACAGAAUCCAACAGCUCCCGUUGACUUUGCCAAGGAGGGAGGAAUCUCUCGGCCACGUUCACACUUCAAAACGAGAAAAAUAAUAAUAAAAACACCCCGAAAAGAGCAGCAAAAAACAAUAAUAAAAAUUAGGAGUGAAAGUUACUAUUAAAUGUUUGAUAUUCCCCGUGUGCGGAGAGGUGAAUCCAUAAAAUCCAGGGAGAGGGAGUGGAGGGAGCUGCUGAUUCCUUCCUCCUCCUCCUCCUGCUGCCUUUUUUUAAUUUUUCCCUUUGGAAAUUUUCACAAAAAAAAACCCAGAAACCAAGUUAAUCCACCCAGAAAAGUGCCCUGUGUGAGCAAUCCAGGAUUUUAGUCUUUUCCCUUUGGGAUUGUACUUUUAGAAUUGGGGGAAAAAAACCCCAAAUUUUAAUUUCUCCCCAACUUCCCCCACCAGGAGCCUUUUCUGCCUCUGCCUUGAUUUAAGGGAUUUCAAAAAAAAAAAAAAUCGCUAUUUUUUAACACAAACUGGUUUUUAAAAUGAUCCAAACCUUCGGGAAGCCGCCGACAUUUUGGCCUCGCGGAGUUGAAUUCCCUAAAGUCCCGGGUUUGGGUGUUUUUUAUCCUUCCCAAUAUCCCUGGGAGCACAUUCCACCUUUUCCAGUGAGCCGGAGGAUAAUUAUUAUUAUUAUUAUUUUUUUUUUUUUGUUCCCCACUUUUUCCCUCUGAAUUCUUUACUAAUUUUGGGGGAAAAUCCCACCAGAAUUCCUCAGGGGAGAGGUGAGGGAAGCACUGGAUCCGGGAUAGGCCCGAGCCCAGGGGUAUCACUCUUUUAUAGUCAAUUUUUUACAAAAAAACCACAUAAAAACGAGAAAAAAAAGCCGAUUAAACGCCGUCAGUUGAAUGUUUGAGGUUUUUUUUUUCUUUCUCGAUACCCCUGGUUCCUUUUCUUCCCACUCCCCCCCUCAGUUUUUUGGGAAUUCUGAUUCCCACCUUACCCGACAUUCCCGGGCGUUCUCCGUAGGCCGCGGUGUUUCCUCAUCCGGAUCUGAAUUUUUCACCCCCCCCCCCAAAAAAAAAAAAAAAAAAAAAAAACAAAAAAAUAAAACUCCACACGUGCAAAUGUUACCAAAGUCAAAUAAAAGAGAAUAAACGAUGCGAUAAUGGA